AAGAAGGUUCGACGUCGUAGCAAUUUUACCAGCUGUCAGCCAUCGAUUGUGUGUAAAAACUUUCGUUGCUGCAUCAACGAGUAGCUAAUUGUUUUUUCGAAUAUUAUACGAAACAGUAUUUUUGAGGACAUGAGACGUUUACCUGACCAAACGGAAGCAAAUUCUGAAGACAGUGACGAAAAUAUGGCUCAAAUAAACAGUGGUAUGAGUAACAAUUCGUCCGUACCGCCUGUCGUUAUGGCUCUAACCGUUGCUUUACCUGAAAUUGAAGAAAGUUUGCCCGGUCAUUCGGGAGCAUCAAACAUGAAUCCAAAUUCAACAGCUCGAGCAAUGAUGCAUGGUGUAGAGUUGCCCCCGCCAAAACCAGAUUUUUCAGCUCCUCCGCCGUAUGAGGUAGCAACAAAAUUGCCGAGUUACGAAGAGGUACAGCGUGAAAAGACUCUGCAAGGGGAACCAAUGCCGCAACCGCAGAUUCAUUUGCCAACAGGAGGGAUCAGGGGUCAGCAACCGCUGACUAUUUUAGCGAUUGAUACAGAGGCUACAGACGGAGAUCCUGAGAGUGCAUUGCUCGGCACUGAUUUCAUAUUCUUUACUGCUUUUUUGCUUGCGUUCUUUUUCAACUGGAUUGGAUUUUUGUUACUGAUGUGUUUCUGUCACACGAUCGCUUCGAGAUACGGCGCCCUUGCUGGUUUCGGACUUUCCCUCACGAAAUGGACUCUCAUAGUGAAACAUUCCACAGAUUUGGCUUCUCGUGAAAACUCUUGGCUGUGGUGGUUGAUUAUGGCAUUUGGUGUUCUCAUUUGCAUACGUGCGAUAAUUCAAUACUUGAACAUCAAACGCGGCUGGAAACUUUUGUCCGGCAGUGCUCAAGAGCGUUUGCUGUUUUUUUACUGAGAUUCUGACGGAAAAUUUCAUCGAGGUAACAAAAAACAACACAAAAGGAAAAACAAUUCAAUUUUGCUCUAGAGCGUCUGAUAUUUCAAUCGGGUGGGAGUCUGUAAUUUGCACGAUAUACUACGCAAAAACCACCCCUAAAAAAACAAACAUUAUUCUACAUUAGGUCGUACUAUAGUGAGUCGUGGAAGUAACGAAGCAACAAAUCGAGAAGGGGAAAAAACACGUAUUUGACAGAGAAGUAUAAAAAGAUAUUGCAACUUAAGGAGGUCGGUUACUUACCCAAAGUUGUUGAAAUAUUGUCAAAUUUUUGUAGAAUUAACCAAUGAUCUGGGAAAUCAGGCAUUUCUUUCGAUUUAUUUUUUUCGCUCUUUUUGAAUAAAAUUUAAUUAUUAAAAAUACUGAGACUCACCAAUUCUGCUCAUGGUUGGGCCUUCGAAGACUUUUUUUGUGUAUUAAAUCACCGUUGAGUUCGUUCUAUCAUAUAAAUUCUUGAUGUCAAACAGAUCAGAGAUAAAAAAUUUACAUAAUUUCCUUUGUUUCGAUGAUGAUUAGCUGUCAAAUGUAUAUUAUCAAUCAGAAAUCUCUUUUGCAAGAAAAAAAAAUUCCACUAAUCAAUCGCAAGAUUGUUUGAACACAGCUGAGUUUUUUUAUUAUAGUGGUUUGAUCCAUUUUACGAUAAAUCUUUUUUGAACACCUGGCUGAAAUUUUCACUUUUCAAUCCAAAAUAUCUUUCAUAUCACAAUUAAUGGAGGAUAAAGGAUAAUUUUUUUGAGAACGUGAAAUAUUCUUGAACUGGAAUUUCAGACGUGGUUUGAAACAAUUCCCGAAACUUUGCAAUACGAUUUUGACGUUCAUUGAAAUUUUUUAUUCCCUUCAAUUUCUACAAAUUCAUAUAUUCCACGUCACGCGAAGAAAGAUUUCGUUACUCGAAGGCAAAACGAACAAAAAUGUUGAAAAAUAAUGUCAGAAAUCCCAAUGCUUUCGCUGAAGAUCAAUGAAAAAUUGACAAAACUUUGACUAUUUUAGUUGAAGUAAACAGCUCGCUUAAGAACAAAGUUGAUGGGUGAUUUUGCUGGAAUAAUUUACUUAUCGACCACGAGAAUAUGAUACAUCGAGGGGCAAUCGCGAUAUUCGAGAGAAGAGGGCUCCCUUAAAAAAGCACAUUUAGCACUGUCUCCACUGAGUGUGAUUAUAAAUUAUUGAACACAUUGGCCCGCUUGAAUCGAUGUCAGGCAGCGAUCACGCUUGCCGUUUGUUUUCCGCUUCUUUCCGUGGAGACAAAAAAUAUAAAUAUAAAAAAAAAAGUAAAGAAAAUGAUAAAAAUGAUACUUGCCUUACGAGGCGUGCAUAGAGUUGUUCAGAGUGCGCGCAAAUGUCGAAUAUUCUGUUUACCAAAAAAUUUCUUCAUUGCGGCAAGUAUAGGAGAAAAAAAAAUUCACGCGUUUCCCGCGAUUCCCAUGAUAUUCCGAGAGUAUUAAAAACACACAUACACACUAAUGAAACAUUUUGGCAUUAGAGACGUAUAAAAAUUGUACGAUAUUAUUGGUUAGUGCACUAGAGGGAUUUAUUUUAGAGACUAUCUAUAUACCGAGGUGAUACAAUUUAUAUUGAUAUAUGGCCCCUCCUAAGAAACGCUUGUUUUUACGAUUUAAUUUAUACAUGUAUACAGAAUUUAUAGGAACCAUAAGUUACGUUGUAUGUAUCGAUAAAAACAAACAAUAUAUAUGUAUAUAUAUGUAUGAAGCAAGCAUGUUAUUGCUCACGUGACAGUAACGAAGUUUGCAUUAAUAUGAUUAACCAGUAGGGCAAAAAGCAACAAAAAUCAAGAAAAAAAAAUUAUUGUUAUACUGUAUUGUCUAUUUGAGAUUAAUUGGAUUGUAAUGAGCGAUGAUUUUGAAAUCUACGUAAGGUGAACACCUUACGUAAAUAUUAUUGUUAUUUUAUCUUGCGACAAUGAAAUUUGUUCCAUGCCCCGGAGGUUUUACCGCACUGCUGGAACAAUUGCAACAAACGCUCGAGGACAAGAAUUUCGUCGGAUUACUGAAAUUAUAAACAAAAACGUUUCAUUCCGUUUUAGCACACUUCCGUCCGUUAAUCCUUUGCCUCGUCACUUUUAAAAGAUUCAUUCAAUUUCGUGUUCUUUUUUUCUCUUUCUUAUGAUGUAACGAUUGAGAGAAAAAUAUAAAAAAACGAAUAAAAACUAAGUUCUCUCGAUUCAAGGGCCAGGAACCCAAAUAAAAUCAUCGACUCAUUUGAGCAUAUUUGUGUUUAUAACUCUUCAGGGCUAAUAAAAGAAAACAAUGUGUGUAA
Messenger RNA from Venturia canescens, 3207 nucleotides. RefSeq names its product Nedd4 family interacting protein (gene Ndfip). Gene Ontology annotation, biological process: ubiquitin-dependent protein catabolic process; metal ion transport; vacuolar transport. The transcript is spliced from 6 exons. Gene Ontology annotation, cellular component: endoplasmic reticulum; Golgi apparatus; perinuclear region of cytoplasm. Lineage: Eukaryota; Metazoa; Arthropoda; Insecta; Hymenoptera; Ichneumonidae. The coding region runs from base 130 to 894 and encodes 254 amino acids. The record is from RefSeq and is a predicted model, not a curated record. Gene Ontology annotation, molecular function: WW domain binding.